This is a messenger RNA of Hyla sarda, 4213 nucleotides long. RefSeq names its product thrombomodulin-like. Gene Ontology annotation, biological process: cell migration. Gene Ontology annotation, molecular function: extracellular matrix protein binding; calcium ion binding; extracellular matrix binding. Gene Ontology annotation, cellular component: external side of plasma membrane; extracellular matrix. The record is from RefSeq and is a predicted model, not a curated record. The transcript is spliced from 2 exons. Bases 279 to 1943 code for a protein of 554 amino acids. Lineage: Eukaryota; Metazoa; Chordata; Amphibia; Anura; Hylidae.
UGUCCGGGUGUCAGACUCUGUAGAGAAGAUGUAGCUGGAAGAAGUCCUGACGUCUGGACCGGAUGAGGAAGAAAAGGAAAGACGUCACUCAGAAAUCAGUGAGUGUUACCGGCAGAAAAAUGUCCCAAGUGGCUCCAGCCCUUCCUUCCAGGCACUUCCUUCCUUAUUCACUGCUGUAGCAUAUAAAGCUUGGUACAAACGUGUGAGUGACACGAAUCUUACAAGCUGGGCUGCCCACUACCACUCUGCUGCCAGCGUCCUGUGCCCACACCACCCUGAUGCAUCUGUACCACCUCGCCUGCAGUGCCCUCAUGCUGGUGCAGCUGGCCCUCCAGGAGGAACUCGUAUCGGAGUUUGUUUGCUCAGACAAUAUCUGUUAUUCUGUUUCCUGGAUGAGCAGGCGCUUUGCUAAGUCGAGAGCAACCUGCAAAGACAAAAAUGGGGACCUAAUGACUGUGAAGAACUCAGUGCAGAGAGAUGUCAUCAAUGAGUUCAUGACCAAGGUGAAGAAAGAAGACACCAGGGUGUGGAUAGGGCUGGAGCAUACAGAUGACUGUACAGACCUGCUGCAGCCCCUGAGGGGCUUUAGGUGGGUGACAGGUGACAAUCACACUGACUAUACCAACUGGAGGAAUGGUGAGCAGAAGUGUGAUGCCUCCCCCCUCUGUGUGACUGUGCAUAAAGAUGGCACCUGGGAAGAGACCAGUUGUGACUACAAGGCUGAUGGCUACCUGUGUGAGAUAAGUCAUUCUUUAUCCUGUUUUCCUCUUGCCUUACCUUAUUCCUACACUAUCACCUAUUACCACUUUGCCCUUGGAAUGGGCAACAUUAAUAGUCCUGGGUUCCCACCUGGCACCAAUGUACAGAUCUCCACAGACCCAGACAUUACCAACCUAUCUUGUGUAGAUAAAAGUGAUGGGACUGUGGCUUGGAGCAGGGAGACCCCCGGUGCCUGGAGCUGUCUGAUUGAGAAUGGGGGCUGUGAGCAGGACUGUGUAGAAGUAUCAGGGACUGCAGAGUGUAAGUGUCCUCCAGAGUCAGAGCUUAAAGCUGACCUCAGGGGCUGCACCAAACCCUGUGACCCCAGUCCCUGCAGCCAACAAUGUGUCCCAGAUCCGAGUCCACUAGGGUUCUUCUGUAUGUGUUCUGAAGGCUAUACACUAGCAGCUGAUGGCAAAACAUGUGAAGAUAUUGAUGACUGUGCAGCCAACCCCAAUAUCUGUGAGCACCACUGCACUAACACAAUUGGAGGCUUUGUCUGUGAAUGUAAACUAGGAUUUGAAAUGGUAAAUAAGUGUGACCCUGAAUAUAACUGUGUGACAGAAUGUCAGGAUAUCGACGAGUGUCAACUUACUUUAUGUGAACAUAAAUGUGAAAAUUAUCCAGGAGGGCACAGAUGUGUCUGUGAUGAAGGAUUUGUCAUUGAUCAGAAUAACGUGACGAAAUGCAAACAAAUCUGCAACAAAUCUGUCUGCCAGGCUGAAUGUUCUGUCUGCACGGCUAACUGUUCACAGGCACACAAGUAUUGCAGGUGCCCCCAAGGCUACAUAUUACACCAAAAUGAUGAUGGUAAAGAUGUCUGUAUCGACAUAGAUGAGUGUGCUGAUUCUCCUUGUGAUGGGUUAUCAUGUAUCAAUACGCAUGGCUCUUACACCUGUACCUACCUGGAGGGCCACACGACACAAGCAACAGAAGCACCUCCAGAUAUACCUAUGGAAACACCACCGACCAGCAGACCAGCAGAUCUCUACAGUCAACAGACUACUAUAAUGUGGGGUAUCUGCUUUGGAAUACUAUCUAUGUUCGUUGUCCUGAUAGCAAUGUUGUGUCACAGGAUAAAAAGGCACUACAUAUACCAACAUGAUCUGGAUUAUAACUAUAAAAACACUGAAAAGGAUGUAGUACUUAAGAAAAUAAUGAUGGAACCCCAGUGGCAGCUUUAGGUUUUAUAAUCCAAGGCCUAUCCAAGGUACAGUAAACAGCAAAGACUGUAGUACAGAGGCCGCAUACUGAAUGUGACUAUGAUCCCCCAGUGGACACUGUGUUAGUCAUGGACGUAAUGGAGACAAACUCAUACACACUACCAGUAGGAGGUACUGAGGAUGGAGGACUAAAAUUACAUUAUUUUUGGUAGUAGUUAUUAUAUGGCAAUUGUCGUAAAAUAUUUUAUUGUAUAUAGGAGGUGAAUGAUUGGAUAAAGCUCUGUUCAAAGUGCAGGUUGUACCCUAAACCUAUACACAUCCAUGUAUUAUUUUAGCAAUAGUCUAUGUAUGUUAAUGCUUUUUCACUUGUGAAGGUUUUCUAUUUUAUAUUGCCAUGGCAGUCCCCCUUACCAAGUGAUUGCUAGAUCCAUUUGCAUGUUAACUGGGACUUUUGCAAUAUUUCCUCAGCAUCUGAUCACAAACAGCCGCUAUUAGAGGUGAUACUGCAAAACUGACAGGCAAUACAAUGGGGGAUCUAGCUGACAUUUUAAUGGGCACUGCAGAAACACCUCUGUAAGAAAAACAAAUGGACUAUUUAUUGUUCUAACUUCUUAGACACUAAUAUAUGGGCACUUUUAAAGUUAGUAGAAAUGUGUUAAAAUCAAGUCCGAGUUUACCUUGCAUUUUGUGUUUACAUUUAGGGUUGGGUCACACAUGUAUUUGACACUGUGGAUGCUCCCUGCUAGCUCUGUCAGCUUGUGACUGCCGGUGGGAAAUCCACUGCUACGAGCAGACACACAGAGCUACAGCGAGCAGGGAGCUCGCUCUGCCGUCUCUCUGUGACUGCUGGCACCGCCACGCCACAGCAGUGUCAAAUAUGCUGUGUGUGACAAAUACGCGUCAAAUUCGCUGUGUGUGACCCUACCUUUGUCGUACAUGUUUUUAUACAAUUGAAAAGGAUAAAAGCGUCUUUGUUAAAUGGAUGGUGAAUACAGAUUCUGCUGUUUGCCAUAUGGUAGGAUCUGUUUUCCAUAGUAGGUCUACCACUAUGCUAUAGUAUACAGCAUAUACGUUUUUAUCCCUUUCAAAAGAAUUAAAAUGUGCACAUUUAAUGGAGAUUUAUUAACACUUGUGCAGAGGAAAAGUUGACUAGUUGUCUAUAGCAACCAAUCAGAUCGCUUCUUUUAUUUGCCAGAAACCUUUUUAGAAAAGGAAAACGCAAUCAUAUGGUUAUUAUGGGUUAGUGGUAACUUUUCCUCUAAACAUUUUUUUAUGAAUCUGCCCCACAUUAAACUGAAACACAAGGGAAAGUAAAGGAAAAGGAAAGUUAUGGAAAGUCUAGCAAUGGAUCCGCCCCCUAUCACCAUGAUAAACUUGGUUUGAGCAUUUGUUUAAAGGGGUACUCCGUUCCUAGACAUCUUAUCCCCUAGCCAAAGGGGAUAAGAUGGGGAUAAGAUGUCCGAUCGGGGGUCUCGCCACUGGGACCCCCGCAGUCUCCCUGCAGCACCCGGCGUUCAUUUAAAACUCUGGCUGCGGAACCGGAGGCUUGUGACUUCACGCCAUGACAUCAGCGCCGAAGUUCACUCCGUGCACCGGAUGACUGCGGUGCUGCAGCAGAGAUCAAGGGGGUUCCCAGCGGCAGGACCCCCGCGAUCAGACAUCUAAUCCCCUAUACUUUGCAUAGGGGAUAACAUGUCUAGGGGUGGAGUACCCCUUUAAAUCUUAUUGGGCCUCACUUAUCAAAACUGUUUAAUAGGGUGCAAGUCAUGUCAACAUUCGGGUACAAUUACAAUAGUAAAUCUGGGCCAUUGUGUUUGAUGCAUGUAUAUAAUUAUUCAACUGCUUUUAUCAGGCUUAGUAGAAUUAUUUUAUACUCCUAUAUAACUGUUUAGGGUGCAUUCACACCAUGUUCUUGUUGUUUGUUUAAAACUGAUGCCAUACAGUAUAAUCUGUUUCCCAUUGACUUACAUUGUAUUAAAAAAACAAAAAAACGUAAUGUAUCAGUACCCAAUAGCGCAGUUGGCAACUUCAUCAAGCUCAAAUAAACGGACUGUAAUGGAAACAGUGAAAUCGAGGCACAAACUCAGUGUGAACCCAGCCUUAUUGAACAUUAUAUAACACAGGACACAUGGUUUGCUGCUAGAAGAACAGAUUAGCUGAUCUGGGCAAAAGGUGAUGACUUCACAGGCUGCUGACUGUAUAGACUAUAUAAUGUAGUUAUUUGUAUAGUGAGAUGUCAUUUAUCAUUUAUCAGAAUUACAUUAUUUUACAUUUAGUUUUAGAAUAAAUCA